AUGAGUAUCCGGAUAAACGCCACAGUCAGCGAAGCCCGAGCGGCCUCAGGACAUUCAAAAGAGCAAUGGGAUCGCUUUUAUUUCAUCACGAAAGACGAAGCCAAGCAGCUCUCAGAAACGCAUCCGGCCUGGACAAGAUGGAUACUCAUACCUGCGAACGAGAAGGAUAUGAUGUUGCAACGGAUAAACAGUCGACUGAUAGCAGAGGGCAUACCGGCAGUAGAGAUGAUUAUUUUGAAGUGGCGGGUGUCGCAGCUGUUAAGAGACAUCCAAAGGAAAUACGGUACGUUGUGCGCGACCAGCCUCGAAGUGCGUUUCUUUUGUUUGGUAGAUCGAUGUUACUGCAGGGAAGCUAAUCAUUUUGUUUGCACAGCCGAAGGUAGCAUGAUCUCAGGGAUGGGAGGGUCGAACACUGGAGGUCAAGCUCAAACCCAGACGCAAGCAGAAAGCAGCACACAACAAUCGCAAAGCCCUCAACAGUCCGACUCUUCGCCAAGCGACGCACGAAUGUACGAUCCAAUACGAGACGUAUAA
Periconia digitata is the source of this 534-nucleotide messenger RNA. Lineage: Eukaryota; Fungi; Ascomycota; Dothideomycetes; Pleosporales; Periconiaceae. The record is from the annotation of a GenBank genome assembly.